Molecule: messenger RNA, 2361 nt
Organism: Meyerozyma guilliermondii ATCC 6260
Lineage: Eukaryota; Fungi; Ascomycota; Pichiomycetes; Serinales; Debaryomycetaceae
Product: metalloendopeptidase
Exons: 1
Coding region: 1-2361 (786 amino acids)
Biological process (GO): peptide metabolic process
Cellular component (GO): mitochondrion
Molecular function (GO): metalloendopeptidase activity
Source: RefSeq, a predicted model, not a curated record
AUGUCUCUGAUCCUCCUUCGGUCAUACCGACAUCACGCCAAGGUAUGGACUAGACCUUCGAGCAAAUCGUCAUUUAUACGCUCACUAGCAAGCAGAUCCAAUCCAACAUCUUCGUUUGAACAUGUCAGGCGAGUAUUUGAUGAUGAUAAGUACUAUCAAGAUUUCAAUAAUGGCACCUUAUCAAGGAAGAUAUUCUCGGGUCCCAGAACUGGUUUGUUCAAAAAUGAAAAGCUAACUACACCACAAGGCCUCAUAGACUUUUCCGGACAGUGUUUGACCGAAGCACAAACUCUUGUUGAUACAAUGAUAAGAGAGGCAGAGACCAGCGACCAGGGAAAGAUACAUUACAUUCGAAGAUUGGACCAGCUCAGCGAUAUAUUAUGUCGGGUUAUUGAUGUUGCUGAAUUCAUUAGGGUGGCCCAUCCAAACCUGAAAUGGACACAUGCUGCGCAGCAAACCCAUGAAUUGAUGUUUGAGUACAUGAACCAACUUAACACGAAUGUUCAGCUUCAUACGAUUUUAGGGAACAUUCUCGCCGAUAAGUCUAUCACGAGUAAACUCAGCAGCGAGGAAAUCAUGGUGGGUGAAUACUUGAAGCAAGAUUUUGAACGUUCAGGUAUUUAUAUGGAGCCACACACAAGAGAGAACUUUGUGGCUUUGACCCAAGAAAUAUCUGUGUUGGGUUCUCACUUCAAUAAUGGCAUACACGAACUAAAAGACUAUUGGUGUGAAAUCUCCCAACAAGAAUACGAAGCUAUUGACAAUGCUGACCUUAAACGUGAAAUACGCCGGUUUCAACAAAAAUCACCAAGACUGUCUCGCAACUCGGUUUACAUUCCUCUUGCCGGUUCCCUUCCGUACUCGAUUCUUCAGCGAUGUUCCAUGGAAUCGGUAAGGCGAAAGGUGUGGAUUGCGUUGCAUAAUGCCUCUGAAGAACAAAUCUCGACCUUGAAUUUGUUUUUAAAGUAUAGAGCCACCCUCUCAAAAAUGCUAGGGUAUGAAUCUUUUGCACAUUAUCAACUAGAGCACAAAAUGGCAAAGAAUCCUGAGAACGUUUUGACGUUUUUAGAAAACUUGCAAAGAAAAAUGGUGGAUGGUGAAAACAGUGGAUUGAUCUCAGAGCUCGAGUCGUUGUACGCCAUGAGCAACCACUGGAAACCAGGUGCUUCUAAAAGCGACAUCAUUCACGCAAUCCAACCUUGGGAUCGGGAUUAUUUAUUACACAAACUACAGGAAGAGAAGAAAGAGACUCAACUCGACGAUAAUAUUUCUGAGUAUCUUUCGGUAGGAACUAUUAUGAGCGGAUUGUCUCAGCUCUUCCAUAGCAUCUACAGCAUAGAGCUUUUGCCUGAACCAUCGGCUUCUGGCGAGACAUGGGCAUCCCAAGUGCGUAAAAUCAAGGUAUUUGAUAAUGAGACACAAUCGACUUUGGGAUUCUUAUACCUUGAUUUCUGGCUGCCUAACGUUCUACCAUCUCAUUUUACCAUUGUGUGCCUGCGUCAACUUAAUAAAGAUCUUGGGGAAAAGGUCGAAGUCAUGAAACCGUUAGUGCAGUUGGAUGAAACAGAAAGUCACCAAUUACCAGUUAUCUCAUUGGUUUGCAAUUUCCACCAAGGAAACUCAUUUAUAGGCAGAUUUGCAGGCUUGGAAACCUCAAAGCCAACAUUAUUAACAUUGGAUCAAGUUGACACAAUAUUUCAUGAAAUGGGACAUGCAAUGCAUUCGAUGAUUGGACGAACAAAACUUCAAAAUUUGUCAGGAACUCGAUGUCUGACAGACUUCGUUGAGCUUCCUUCAGUAUUGAUGGAGUCUUUCAGCAAAGAUCCGCGUGUGCUUGGCCGCAUUGCUCGUCACUACAGUACUAACGAAUUAUUACCACAUGAUAUUCUUGCCAAGCACCAACAUUAUAGAAACGUGUUGGAGAAUAGCGAGACUUACAUGCAAUCGAAAAUGGCAAUGUUAGAUCAGGUUUUACACGGGAAGAGUAUUGUUAAGCAAUUGGAAAUGGCUCGUGAUGAUAUUGAUUCUACCACCAUGUAUCACUCACUUGAAAAAGAAUUGAAGGUGUUCUCAGAUCAAUGGUCCACUUGGCAUGGUAAAUUCCCCCACUUGUUUUCCUACGGCGCAGUUUACUUUUCUUACUUGUUUGAUAGAGCAAUUGCAGAGAAAAUCUGGAAGUCCCUUUUCCAAAACGAUCCUUGGAGUAGAGAAGCAGGAACAACUUAUAAAGAAGCAAUUCUCAAGUGGGGUGGAACUAGAGACCCAUGGCACUGUCUUGCCGAUGCGCUUUCAAACCAGGAGUUAUCCAAGGGCGACGAGAAAGCGAUGAGAAUCAUAGGAGGAGAAACCAAAGACUUGUAA